Nerophis lumbriciformis (worm pipefish) is the source of this 1175-nucleotide messenger RNA. NCBI's taxonomy places the organism in Eukaryota, Metazoa, Chordata, Actinopteri, Syngnathiformes, Syngnathidae. The record is from RefSeq and is a predicted model, not a curated record.
AUGCUCAUCAAACACUUAUUCACAGAAGACGGCACAGUGAUGACCAUCAAGGAAGUAAUCCCUGGAGCUCAGGAUGUGGAGGAAGAUGAGAAUGAACAGGAGGAGGAGGAGGAAGAGGAGGAUGACACAGUGUCAGUUCUUGUCGAGCCCUGCCCACGGUCCAGCGCCAUGGCAACAGUGCGUCAGGGCAAACUCUUCCUGUACGGCGGGAUGUUUGAGGUGGGCAACCGGCAGUUCACCCUUAACGACUUGUACUGUCUGGAUCUUCACAAGAUGGACCAUUGGGAUGUGUUGGUUGAGAUGGACCCAAAGACCCAGGAAUGGCUGGAGGAGUCUGCCUCAGAGGAGGACGAUGAUGAUGAUGAAGAAGAGGAGGUGGAAGGAGGAGCAGAGGGAGGGGAAGAGGAGUCUGAUGAGGAAGAUGACAAUGAGCACCCUGCAGUGAAGGACGAGGAGACGUUGAGCGAGUACCAGGCCCGCACUGAGCAAUACUGGAUAGGACUUGCUCGCACCAACAUGGGCCCUGAUGCCAAGGAUAAAAAAGUUGCCAAGGUCGCUUUAGCGAUGGCUAAAGUCUUCUAUGAAGACCACUUGGAGGACGCUUGAGUGUGCCUUGUAAAAUAUUUGUAUGUUUUAUACAAAAGAAUGUAACUGUUGGAUAUUAAUCACAAUCAAUUUGACCACAGAUUUUUGGUACCUGUUGUCUAUACAUUAUUAUUUCUGUUAAAGGAACAAAAGCCUCAGCUCCACAUUGCAAUUGGAGUUUGGAUUACUUUUUAGCGCUUUAGGUUUUGAUCACAAUCACAGGAUUGCUUGCUGAAAGCCCGAAUACUGUCUGGUGUGAAUUACUGAUGUGUUGAAAAAAAUGCCAGCUAGCUAACAGGCGAAAAUACCUCACAAGAAUAUAAUACACAACAACUUUCCAGCCCAGAACCUGGUGUUUUUUCUCUCUCUCUUUUUCUAUAUGCACUGGUUCACCAACCAACUCCCAACUAGUACUGUACCAAUGUUGUUGCUGUUUUUGGAUUGUCUUCACGUCCUGUCUGUUCUCAACCAGAUUCAAGCAGCCGUCUCUCCUCUUCUCUUUUUUCCCUUAGUCUGUCCCCUUUACAAAUGUAUACAGCGGGGUGGUAUUCCAAAUGAAUACAAUAAAAUACAACACAAUCCCAACAUGA